Phytophthora nicotianae INRA-310 is the source of this 2185-nucleotide messenger RNA. RefSeq lists its product as hypothetical. Lineage: Eukaryota; Oomycota; Peronosporomycetes; Peronosporales; Peronosporaceae. The record is from RefSeq and is a predicted model, not a curated record. Gene Ontology annotation, molecular function: protein binding. The coding region runs from base 797 to 2038 and encodes 413 amino acids. Gene Ontology annotation, cellular component: Golgi apparatus. The transcript is spliced from 2 exons.
GCUCGAAAAGACAGAAAGAAGAAAAACGGAAAGCCACUUUCGACCGCGCUCGAGACCGCUUCAGUGUGGGAUUUGCUAUUCUAAGCCAAGCUACGCGCGCGGUCACAGUGCGCACUCGUCCGGCUCGAAAGGGAAACCUUCGUGACCUUCACUCCUGCAUUCCGCAUUCGUGCGCGCGCAGUAAGAAACGACCACCGCAGUCGGCCAGGUAACAGCAAGCGCGCUCAAGCAGGAAACGGCCCGGAAACUCCUCACCAGGCUGGCCAAGAAGACACGAGGCCUGGGAUCUGCUGGCUGGGCAUUCUACGAAUCGAGUGAGAGCUGCGUAGACUGGACCCGACACCCGACUCAUUGGGUUGUACCUUACACACACAGAGCUACAGAUUAAGAGAAAUAUGGCAGUAACUCCCGUGACAAUGGCGUCUGCCACUAAGAAGGAAGACCGAGCCAAGGAGACAGCGACUAGCAACUCCACUGCUGGCAGUCGGCUCGAAGUGCGUUCCUGGGAGAAGCUGCAUCCUCAUGGAGACGUGUACAGCCCGCGCACGGGCCACACUGUCACCAGUAAAGGUACAUUGCGUCUAAAUGAGAGAAUGUUUGUGGGGAUGAACGCUAACCUGGGUUCGUCCAUAAUCUAGAUGGCCGAGUGUACGUCUUUGGUGGCACAGACCGCAGAAGACGUCAACAGGAUUUGUACCAAUUGGAUCUCGAGACGAGCACGUGGUCCCAGGUACAGACGCGCGGUGCGCUCCCGCCGAGACGCUCUGGGGCGCUGGGGGUUGUCCACGAGAGCGACAUGUUCAUCUUUGGAGGCUACGAUGGCCGUGACGGCAACUACUUCAACGAUCUGUACUACUUCAACUUCGACGAACAGAGGUGGAGCCAGAUGCCCAGCGUCGUGGAAGAUCGACCAGAAGCCCGCACCGACCACAUAAUGGUGCUGCACUCUUCCAGUAUUUAUAUUUUCGGAGGCUACAACGGCUCGAGCCGAUUCAACGACCUCUGUGGGUACGACAUUCACGCACAGCGCUGGAGCCGACUGCAAGCCGUGGGCGCCGUCCCAUCCAGACGCUUUGGUCACAGCGGCGUUGUGCAUUCAGAAACCAACCGACUCAUCGUCUUCGGAGGCUGGGAUGGACGCGACACACUCAAUGACCUGUACGAGUACAGCUUUGUCACCAAUGAGUGGAGGAAGAUGGAGACAACCGGCAACAGCCCGCCGCACAGAUACCGCCACACUGCCGUGAUCUUUGGUGACAAUAUGUUUGUGUUUGGAGGUGUUGACAAGACACACAGUCGCUUCAACGACCUGCAGCGUCUUGACUUGGUGACGAACACGUGGAGCGAAGUUUGCACGACUGGGAGCAUCCCGAGCAGUCGUACAUUCCACCGAGCUGUGGUCGUGGAUAGCAAAAUGUACUUGUUGGGAGGAUACGAUGGCACAGACAGACUACAGGACCUGUACUCGAUUGAUAUUGGAGCUCUCACUCCCCCAUCACUCUUGGAUAUCUGCGCCGACUACGUCCGAACGAAUCUUGAUGCUGUGCUGGAAACAACGACUUUCAAAGGAGUUCCGAUGGAUAUCAUCGACCACGUAAUUUUCAAGCGCGAUCUUGAGGGACGAUUGCGAGGGAAGUGCAAGCUCUGCCGACCAGGAAGAUGCUGCGUCUACCGAAUGCAGAAGAUGGAGUCUUGUCCACAGGACAAGCAAGAUCCGACGCGAUCAAACCACUUUGGCUGCGUUUGCGGGCACUCUACAUUCCACCACGAGGUGGUAGAGGAAUCAAGUACGUUGACGGUUAUCGAUCUUUGCAGUUGGUGCAGGGUACUGACAUGUUUUACUUCUGUUUGUGCUUUACAGAACUCUACGGAAAGAAGCCUGUCGGAUCAACAUCAACAAAAGUUCUUAUGCUUUGCGGUUCCAUCUACAAGCGUCUAUUCGACUCCACGUCGUCCACGUCGUCAACUUCAUCGCUGCUUUCAUCUCCUCGCAGUCGUUACUCCGACGAAAGUUCAAACAAUGAGAAAGAAUGCUUAGCAUAGACAUCAAGACAGCAAGGGCCGGUCCACUGUGUGCGUCGGGACGCACAGGGAGCUUUGCUUUGAUCGACUAGAUCACAGCCUGGAGCCACUAACUAUUAUUUUCAGUGCUUCAUUAGUAAGUUACCCCAUCUUGGCAACCUCA